CCAGCCUUUGUUCACUGAUGUUUGCUGUGUGACCGUAAACAAGCAGAAAGGAGAAAUAAGGGCACAGACAAACAGAGAGAGAGGAAAGGACUCGUGUGUCCAUGUUUUUGGAUGCUGGGAACGUCCAAAACCCAGGGAAGCUAUCACAUCCAUCAUUCAAGCUGAAGACAUCUAAAGCAGGGCUGGAGUUUAUCCAUGAUGCAGUCCUACCUCACACUGUUGCUGGCACUCGUGGCCUCUGCAGCUUCAGUGGAAUGGAGGCGUCCGAUAAUCAAGGUCAAUUCCAAGGUGGUGACAGACCCUGAGGUGGUGGUGAGGGUCGGGAAGCCUCUGGAUCUGAGGUGUGAGGGCAACGGAUCUGUAAGCUGGCAACCUAGGCUGUCCAAACACAGGCGCUAUGUGUCCAGGGGCAGCGGUAACGUCUGCAGCUUCAAGGUUGAACGCCCCUCGGCAGAAUUCACCGGAAUGUACAAGUGUUUCUACACUGCUGGGCCCAAAUCCAGUGAUUUGGUCUCCUCGAUACAUGUGUAUGUCAAAGACCCGAUGCGAGUGUUUUGGACAAGCAGCACAUCUCUGCGUGUGGUGAGGAAGGAGGGUGAGAACUUCAUGCUACCUUGUCUGCUAACAGACCCCUCAGCCACUGAUCUGGGCCUCCGCAUGGACAACGGCACCACCGUGCCACCUGGAAUGAACUUCACUGUUGACAGGCACCGUGGCAUCCUCAUCCACAGCCUCCAACCAAGCUUCAAUGCUGACUACGUCUGCACAGCUAAGGUCAAUGGUGUGGAAAAGACCUCCAAAGCCUUUUCCAUCAACGUCAUUCAGAAGCUUCGCUUCCCUCCAUAUGUCUUCUUGGAGACGGAUGAGUAUGUACGGGUAGUUGGGGAAGAAAUUAAGAUUUGCUGCACAACACACAAUCCAAACUUCAACUAUAAUGUCACAUGGAAAUAUACCACCAAAUCGAACCCAACAAUAGAGGAGAAGGUUCGCUCCAAUGGAGAGAAUCGUCUGGACAUCCAGAGCAUCCUGACAAUCUCUGCUGUGGAUCUCGCAGACACAGGAAACAUCUCCUGCAUUGGUACUAAUGAAGCCGGAGUGAACAGUACAACUACGUACCUGCUGGUUGUGGAUAAGCCCUACAUCAGGUUGCUGCCCCAGCUCUCACCCAAACUGGCCCCCAAGGGUCUUUCUGUUGUGGUGAAAGAGGGAGAAGACCUGGAGCUCAGCUUGGUCAUCGAAGCGUACCCUCAUAUUACAGAGCACAGAUGGCUGACUCCCACACCUCCAAACACAUCCACACAGGAGCACAAGUUCAUCCGAUACAACAACAGAUACCAUGCAACUCUGCAGCUGAAGAGAAUGAACAUACAGGAACAGGGACAAUAUACUUUCUAUGCAAAGAGUGAUUUGACCAAUGCAUCCAUCUCAUUUCAAGUACAAAUGUACCAGAGACCCAAUGCGGUCGUUAGAUGGGAAAAUGUAACCACUCUGACUUGCACCUCAUUUGGCUAUCCGGCUCCAAGGAUCAUCUGGUAUCAGUGUCUGGGAAUACGACCUACGUGCAAUGAAAACACCUCAGGGUUGCAGCUGGCCAUCCCUCUCCAGGCUUCCACUGUGGAAGUCCAGAGGGAAGAGUAUGGAGCUGUGGAGGUGGAGAGUGUCCUCACAGUUGGACCAUCCAGACAGAGGAUGACUGUGGAGUGCGUAGCCUUCAACCUUGUUGGUGUGAGCAGAGAUACGCUUGCAAUGGAGGUGUCUGACAAGCUCUUUACUACCACCUUAAGCGGAGCAGCAGGAAUUCUGGCAAUCCUCCUAGUGCUGCUGGUUAUUCUGCUUUACAAAUACAAGCAGAAACCCCGCUAUGAAAUCCGUUGGAAGAUUAUAGAGGCGAUGGAUGGCAACAAUUACACUUUCAUCGACCCCACACAGCUGCCGUACAACGAGAAGUGGGAGUUCCCAAGAGACAAGCUCAAACUAGGAAAGAUUUUGGGUGCAGGUGCAUUUGGAAAAGUUGUUGAAGCAACAGCUUACGGUCUGGGAAAGGAGGACAAUGUCAUGCGUGUAGCUGUGAAAAUGUUAAAAGCCAGGGCGCAUUCAGAUGAGAGGGAGGCUCUAAUGUCUGAGUUAAAGAUACUGAGUCAUCUGGGCCACCACAAAAAUAUAGUCAAUCUGCUCGGGGCCUGCACUUAUGGAGGACCAGUGCUUGUGAUCACCGAAUACUGCAGUCUUGGCGACCUUCUGAACUUCCUGCGCCAGAAAGCAGAGACAUUCGUAAACUUCAUCAUGAAUAUUCCAGACAUGGACGAGAGCUCAAACAAUUAUAAAAACAUUUGCAUUCGGAAGCAGUUUAUCAGAAGUGACAGCGGGAUCUCCAGCGUGGCCUCCAGCAGUUACCUGGAGAUGAGACCUAGUCAGCCGCCAAAUGCAGAACUAUCUCAAGAAUCGGACUGCGAGGAGACUGGUGACUGGCCGCUGGACAUCGACGACCUGCUGAGGUUCUCGCUUCAAGUCGCGCAAGGCCUUGACUUUCUCGCUGCUAAAAAUUGUAUCCACAGAGAUGUUGCUGCCAGGAACGUCCUCCUGACCAGCCGCAGAGAGGCAAAGAUUUGUGACUUCGGCUUGGCUCGAGACAUCAUGAAUGACUCCAACUAUGUUGUGAAAGGCAACGCCCGUCUGCCUGUGAAGUGGAUGGCUCCAGAGAGCAUCUUUGACUGCAUCUACACUGUGCAGAGUGACGUCUGGUCCUACGGCAUCCUCUUAUGGGAGAUUUUCUCUUUAGGCAAGAGUCCAUAUCCCAGCAUGGCUGUGGACUCCAGGUUCUACAAGAUGGUGAAGCGUGGCUAUCAGAUGUCCCAGCCUGACUUUGCUCCACUUGAGAUGUAUGUCAUCAUGAAAAUGUGCUGGAAUCUGGAGCCUACACAGCGCCCCACCUUUAGCAAAAUCGGACAAAUGAUAGAAAAACUACUCGGGGGGCAUCUUGAGCAAGAGCAGGUAAUCUACCAGAAUAUGCAGCAGGAGGUCAAAGAGGCUGAUGCGAAUGACAAGCCCAAGUGUGGUAACGGCCCCUGUGACCAGUCUUGUGACCAUGAAGAAGAAGAGCAGCCUCUGAUGAAGACAAACAACUAUCAGUUUCGUUGAAAGAGCCCCGAACAACAAUGCAUUUGUAACAAAUUGAACACCAAACAGUAAAAUAAAAAUAAAAAAACCCACACAAAAAAAACAAAAUAAAAAUAAAUCAAGAAAAGCGAGAUCAGCUGCAGCCCGUGGCUGUGGCCUUUUUCACAGCGCUGCAGACUUUUACCCUCUCAGCUAUUUUUCACUGUGUCUGCUUGCCAGACAAACGACUGGCUGCAGUGAAGCAUGUGACUCGCUACUGUGCAGACCAUGACUAGAAACUGCCAUGUCUAACAUCGACUGCAAACACGAAGGGAGGAUACAAGCGUGCGAACUUUCAGAGCUGUAUUAUAUUAAAGAGUUCACCCUGGGUGGACUGCUCAUCAGUCUUAGCCUUACAUAUUCUGUUUAUUUACUCAGUUAUCUAAUGUGCAUUGUGAAGCUUUUUAAAUACCACAUUGAUAUUCUUGUUUUUGUGGAGGUUGAAAUCAGCAGGAUUUCUUCCUUUUAAUUGUUUUUACUGCAAGCACAUGCAGAAGCAGCAGGUAUAUAAUUUCAAAUACUGGAUUAAAAUAUCCACGGUUUUCUUUACCUUUGUCGGUUUUUUUGCCCCUCUAUAGGUGAAAGUUCAAAUGUAUUUUCCAUCCCUGAUCUGAACAUGUUACAGCAACUGAUAUGAGAAGGCAAAGAAAGGCCAUGUUGUUUUCCUCUCUCUGGGCCUCAGUUAUGGCUGUUUUACUUGCGACACACUUACAAUGCUCUUUAGUGGUUAGCAACAUGUGAUUGUUCUGCUUCAUUUUAAUUAAUUUACCAGUGUUCAGCGUAGUUUAGUAGCAGGAAAAUCUGUGGAUCUCUUCUGGACCAGAGAAACCUUUCAUGUCUGACAAUGUGAACUUCUUUUUUUAUCUACGUUUUGUUAGUCACCACUAGAUCUUUUCGUUUCCAGCAUCAGAUAAAUGUUUGGAUACAAAGGUUUCACAGAUGUCUGUAUGUAGCAGUCAGCCUACACUGCCAAAUGUAUGUUGAUUUUGAGAAUGACUUAUAAGCUAGGUGAGCGAUACAGACUGCAGAUUUGUGCGAUGUCAGGCAUUUUGUUUGUGUUUGCAUCGGAAUGAAACACAAGAGAUGUCUCAUGCUGUAAAUGUAUAUAUAUAUAUAUAUAUAUAUAUAAAUAUAAAUCAAAAUCAAGAAUAAUCUUUAUUUGCACUGAAAUGUGGUAGAUUGUAGCACAAGGGUAUUUCAGAGUGUUUUUUGUCAAAUCACUGCAAAUGCAGCUAUUGAAUAAAGCAUUUAAAAAAAUG
Girardinichthys multiradiatus is the source of this 4415-nucleotide messenger RNA. RefSeq names its product colony stimulating factor 1 receptor, a (gene csf1ra). Gene Ontology annotation, biological process: cytokine-mediated signaling pathway; multicellular organism development; positive regulation of kinase activity. Gene Ontology annotation, molecular function: cytokine binding; macrophage colony-stimulating factor receptor activity; ATP binding. Bases 196 to 3138 code for a protein of 980 amino acids. The record is from RefSeq and is a predicted model, not a curated record. Lineage: Eukaryota; Metazoa; Chordata; Actinopteri; Cyprinodontiformes; Goodeidae. Gene Ontology annotation, cellular component: signaling receptor complex; CSF1-CSF1R complex. The transcript has 22 exons.